Molecule: messenger RNA, 2202 nt
Organism: Malassezia pachydermatis
Lineage: Eukaryota; Fungi; Basidiomycota; Malasseziomycetes; Malasseziales; Malasseziaceae
Product: molecular chaperone
Exons: 1
Coding region: 1-2202 (733 amino acids)
Molecular function (GO): protein binding
Source: RefSeq, a predicted model, not a curated record
AUGUAUCCCAUGUCGUAUGCCUACUUUGCACCUGAUGAACGUGAAAAUCCAUAUUGGAAUGCAUUCAGUCAAGCACCUGGUACGCAUCCACAAGCACAGGCGUUUGGCACGCCCAGCCAGGAGACCGCGCCCUUCGCCUUUGACGAGCCUCGUGGGGCUGUAUGGCCGCGUGCGUCGGGCCUCGACGCACCACCGCCUGCCGUCCCCCCCGCUACGUCGUGGUCGCCCCACACACAGAAAUGGCUCUACUUGGAUCCUAGCGGGAUGGUCCAGGGCCCUUUUGCCGCGACGGCCAUGCAGGCCUGGUACGAGCAGCAGUACUUGUACUCGGACCUGCUUCUUCGACCGGAAGAGGACCCUGAGUUUCGGCCUCUUCAUGUGCUCGUCCAAGAACUGGGCUACCCUGGGCAGCCGUUCCUCGUGCCCCCACCGAGACGGCAUGUCGCGCAGACACCGGGGCCGGCGCCUGGCGCCAUGCCAGGCGUGGCCUCGCAUAGGAGUUCCCCGCAUAUGCCUGCGCCGCACUCCCCUCGUGUGCCGGGGGCCGGCAUGAUGCCUAGCACCGCGACUGAGACCGCGCCGUCUUCGUCCUCUCCGACGACGGCGCCCCACGCCGCCGGGACGACACUCACGCCGUCGAACUUCUCAGCGGAUGACAUCGCUGCGGCUGUGCGUGUAAUGACGCAGCUGCAGUCGCUCAUGGCCUCAGGCGCAUCAGAGUCGCAAACGCUGUCCAUGAUGCAAAGCGUGAUGGCUUCGUCGCUGCCGCAUGCCAAUGCAGCUGCGCUGCAAGAUAUGUUGCAGGCCAUGCAAUCGCAAGCUGCGCAUGAUGCCGCGCAUGCCGUGCAAGUCCAGAAGGAUAUGGAUGAGCAGGCGCAGCAAGAACCUAUUACAGACACGCACGCUACGUCGCCUGAUACCCACGGCGAUACCCAGGUAACGGAGCAUGCGAGUGUCGUGCCGGCAACGUCGUCGACCGAGGCUGUCCCGCCGGCCGACGCCCAGGCUGAGCCUGCGGCCCCGCCAGCGGACGCGACACCGGCCGUGGACGAAGAGGUGAAGCCGACCAAGGCCCCUGCGCCCCCUGCUGACGUGGCGGCGGCCACGCCCGCCUCCGCCGACGAGGCGGCGGCCCCUGCGACGACCACUGAGCCUGCCGAGACAGUGGCAGCGCCCACGACGCCUGCCAAGACGCCUGCGGCGGCCAAGUCUGCGCCCUGGGCCUCGUCGGCCUCCAAGGCGUCCAAUGCGACGCCCAACAUGCGCGAGAUUCUCGAGGCGGAACAGCGUGAUCGCGCCGCGCAGGACGCGAAGGACCGCGCUGCGAACUCGGCCAUGCUGGCGCGUGCCAUGGCGCAGAUCCAAGUCUCGUCUGCUACGACGUCUUCGUCGCCUGCUGCGCCUACACGCUCGAUCACUGCCGCAUGGAAUGUGCCCAAGACCACGCCUGCCAAGUCGCUCUCGCAGAUCCAGCAGGAAGAAAGCGCACGCGCCGCGCACGAAAUAGCGGCACAGGCAUCCAAGCCCAGUGCCUACAGCAACUCGGUCCUUCGUUCUUCGACGCACACCGAGGCCCCGGCGCCCACGCCUUCGCAGGAUCACGGCUGGGUCAAGGUCGCGGCUGGCGGCAAGACGGUGCCGAGCUCGUCGUCGAAGGCCGCGGCGCCUACAAAGCCCACAGGUCUCCCGGCGAAGCCUGCAGGCCUGCCGAAGCCUGCGCCGCUGCCCAGCCGACCGCCCGCGCUCGCGACGCCGUCGGCUACGCCGUCCACCGCUGCGACUGCGAAAGUCGUGCCGACAGUGGACGAAGAUGGCUGGGUCACGAUGAAGCCAAAGCACCAAGUCCGCCGCGAUGCCCUCUCGCAAAUGAACGACGGGAUUCCUCGGCCUACCGGUACGGCGGCCGGCAUCCCUACAGCCACGCGCCGUGCUGCCACGACAGCUGGCGCGCCUUCGUCCACGCCGCAGCCGCCUUCCAGCGAGUUUUUGCAGUACUGCCGCGAUCAACUGCGUGGCCUGCGUGCGAAUGUGGACGACUUUGUGGAGAUGCUGUUGUCGUUCCCGCUGAACCCAUCGCCGGAUGUAGCUGAUAUCAUUGCGGAGGCCGUGUACGCGAACAGCAGUACUCUCGAUGGCCGUCGCUUUGCGGCCGACUUUAUCUCGCGUCGCAAGGCGGAUGCGUACCGUGCUGUGACUCUAUAG